AUGGAGAAUGCAGUUUGGGGUUUGUUGUUCCUCAGCAGGACAAAAGCCACUGAAGCUAGCUCCUACUUCACUUCCCAUCUGGAAGCGCUGCCCAAUAUUCUGCAAAAGAAGUACUCAUUGUUGCGUGAUCUGGACAAAAGUUUGCAGGAAAUCCAACGGCAAAAUGAACAACGAUGUGACCAAGAAAUAGAGGACAUUAAACAAGGAGUUAAGGCUGGAAACAUUACACCAAAUACUUCACUGAUCAGAUUCUCAGAUGAGGGACUUGAUGAGCAAAAGCAUAGCAUCAGGAUUGCGGAUGAAAAAAUUGCAUUGGCUGUCCAAGCAUAUGAUUUGGAUGAUGAGCUUGCAACCUCAAAGGUAGAUGCACACAUUCAACAACUUGAUCAAUUUCUGAAGCUAUGUGAUGAAGACAAUCGGCGAGAAAGAGAUAGUGGUGCUGCUGCUCCGGCAUUGCCUGCUUCGAGUUUUGAUGGAAGUACAAAGUCUGGAAGGGGUAGCGAGAGUGGUAGAGGAGGGCGUAAAAAAGAUGCAGGGACUUCCUUCUGUCACGAUGAAGAAGGGAAAGAUACCGGGAACGUCAGCCUUAUGUCAACCAAGUGA
Molecule: messenger RNA, 603 nt
Organism: Dovyalis caffra
Lineage: Eukaryota; Viridiplantae; Streptophyta; Magnoliopsida; Malpighiales; Salicaceae
Source: the annotation of a GenBank genome assembly